AUGCGGUUUCCUCGACACACGUGGCUGGCUCUGGCGGGUUUGCUACCCGCCAUUGUCAAUGCCGACGUUCUCAGCCUUUCGACUCUCGAUUGGGGACUCCGCAACAAGAAUGGCUCCAUUGUCGUCCCAGCGAAGGUGCCCUCGCAAGCACACCUGGACUUGGUCGAGGCCGGAAUCAUCACCGAGCCUCUGCUCGGAAUCAACGACUUCACCCAACGCUGGGUUGCCUUUGACGACUGGACGUACACAGCGGAUCUGAGACCACUCGUGAGAAACCUGUCCCACGGCACGAAAGCGCUUCUCGUCUUCUACGGUCUGGACACCAUCGCGAACAUAACGGUGGCUGGCCACGAGGUCGCAUGGGUCAACAACGAGUUCCAGCAGUAUGUCUAUGACGUCACGGACCUUGUAACGGCCCCUGUGGGCGGCGACACCAACCUGACCGUCGCGUUCGAGUCCGCCUGGACAUACGGUCUUAAUGUCACCUCUCGCCCUGAUGUCGAGUGGGUCGACUUCGGAUUCGAUUUCGAAUUCCCCAAUGUUCGCCAUGUCGUCCGUAAGACUCAAUCCGAUUUCGGAUGGGAUUGGGGCCCGGCGUUCUUACCUGUCGGCAUUUUCAAACCCGCCUACAUCGUCACUCUCAACUCCAAAUCCAGCGAUCACAUCACACCCGCCUCCCAUCCCCUCCUCGCGUCCGCCAGCGGGCCCAUUUUCUUCGAGGAUACAGCGCUCGAGAUCUCGAGAAAAGGCCAGAGCACCAUCACCCAGGCGGACCAGACCGCCGAUUGGCUCGUCAACGUCACCCUCGCCGUCCGUUCUGUCGUCCGCUCGCAUGCUCCGACCGUUACGAUCGACAUCCCCGAGCUCAAAAUUACAUCUGGAGCUCUGUCGGUGUCCUCCAUCCCCGCCGACACCAGCGCGCCGACGUUCGUCCACGCGAGCUUCAUCGUCCCAGCCGACGCCCCUGCGCUCUGGUUCCCGCACACCCUCGGCACCCCCAAGCUCUACAACUUUACUGUUACGUUGUCCCUCGCGCACAGCGCGUCUGCGAGCUUCACGGUUCGCAGUGGGUUCCGGACGAUCGAGCUGAUCCAGGAUGCGUACUCGCAGGAGGAGCUCGACGGGCGCGGAAUCACGCCUGGGGACCAAUGGCACUUCAACGUGAACGGCAAGGCGUUCUACACGGUCGGAACGAACAUCAUCCCGUUCGACCCGUUCUAUGCGCGGAUGACAUCUGCGCAGGUGCGCUGGGUGCUCGAGAGCGCUGUGCUCUCGGGGCAGAACAUGCUCCGCGUAUGGGGCGGCGGAAUAUACCAGCCUUCGGACGAACUCACGGGCGGGUACGACUUCUACUCGGCGUGCGAUGAACUUGGGAUCCUCGCGUGGUCGGAGCUCAUCUUCUCUGACACGCUGUACCCGAUCAAUGACUUCCUGCUCGCGAGCAUCGAUACGGAGGUACGACAGAACGUGAGACGGGUGAAGAAGCACCCGAGCAACACGCAGUGGGCGGGCGGAAACGAGAUCGAGGGUAUCGUGCUGCUGGUGAACUCGUCUUUGGAUAAUGGCACACAUUAUCUCAACGAAUAUCAAACUCUGUUUGGAGACUUCUUGCAUGACGUUGUGCUGAACGAAGAGGAUUCCGUGGCAUACACAGACUGUUCUACUACCAGCGGGGUGCUGAGUCUCGAUCCUUAUGAGAUCCGGUACAGCAACAAGACACCCGGUUUCAUCUACGGAAACUCGGAACGCUACAACUACGAUGCUUCGCAAGCCUUCAACUACAGCACGUACCCCGUCUCCCGCUUCGUCAACGAGUUCGGCUUUCACUCCCUUCCCUCGUUCUACAGCUGGGAGGACGUCCUGGAGAGCCCCGAAGACUUCAGCUUCAACUCCACCGUCGUCGCCUCGCGCGACCACCACCCUCCUGCGGGCGGCUUCGCGUUCCCAAACCCCAAAGCGAACCAGGGCCAAGCCCAGAUGACACAGGGCGUGGAGCUCUGGCUACCCACCCCAGGCACCACCGACUCGAACCAGACCUUCGCCCAGUGGUGCUGGAGCACCCAGAUCUUCCAAUCCCUCAACAUGGUCUCCGAGAUCGCGUGGUACCGCCGCGGCGCCGGCCUCGGCGAGAACAACCUCGGCGCGCUCGUCUGGCAGCUGAACGACAUCUGGCAGGGCGUGAGCUGGUCGUCGAUCGAGUACUCCGGGCGCUGGAAGGUACUGCAGUACGGGAUGGCGGGCAUCUUCGCGCCUGUCGCCCCUCAUCCGUUCUGGUACGCUGGGAACGAGACGCUGGAGGUCAUGGUCGUGUCCGAUCGGUGGGACGCGGUGUCGGGUGAGGCGCAGAUGACGUGGUACGACUGGGCGGGUGGGGAGCUGAACUCAUCCACGGUGCCGUUCGAGAUCGCGCCGGUGAACGGGACGACGGUGUUUGAGGCGACGGGGCUGAAGAACUUGCUGCCGUCGGGCAAGAACGCGUCGGAGGUGUUCAUGCUGGUGAACGUCUCUGCAGAGGUCGAUGGCAAGACGGUGACGCAGGAGCAGGUGUUCACCCCAGCUUCGCUCGCGCUUGCUCCCCUGAUCGACCCCGAGAUCGAGGUCAUCACGAGCGACAGUCUCACUUUCACCCUCUCUGCGAAAGGAGGCGUUGCGGCCUUCACGUGGCUGGACCAUCCGGCGGGCACGGUUGGAUACUUCCGGGAGAUGAGGACGGGGAACCUGCUCAAUGGGUUCUACCUAAUCCCGGGCAUCGACCGCACAGUGCAAUUCGUCCUUAACCCGACGCUAUCCAAGAUCUCCGACCCUGACCCCGCGACGUUUGUCGUGCGCUCGCUGUGGAACAACACCCAUUUGUAG
Epithele typhae is the source of this 2856-nucleotide messenger RNA. RefSeq names its product glycoside hydrolase. Bases 1 to 2856 code for a protein of 951 amino acids. Gene Ontology annotation, molecular function: beta-mannosidase activity. Gene Ontology annotation, biological process: glycoprotein catabolic process; carbohydrate metabolic process. Lineage: Eukaryota; Fungi; Basidiomycota; Agaricomycetes; Polyporales; Epitheliaceae. The transcript has 12 exons. The record is from RefSeq and is a predicted model, not a curated record.